Molecule: messenger RNA, 1381 nt
Organism: Ixodes scapularis (black-legged tick)
Lineage: Eukaryota; Metazoa; Arthropoda; Arachnida; Ixodida; Ixodidae
Exons: 10
Coding region: 354-1298 (314 amino acids)
Source: RefSeq, a predicted model, not a curated record
AAUUUUAAAUAUUAUUUUGGCGUCUGUGACGCCAAACGCCAACACAACAGAAACCACUGACAGAAACUAAACAAAACGAAACCAUAAAACGGCAAUACCCGACCCUCUCUCCAGCCGUUUUACGAGAACUUCGGCGGCUUCAAGCCCUUCAAGCUUCAAGUUUUGCAUGCGUUCGUGAUCUCGCGGUUGAUUCGCAGGUUCGCAUGUCAAAGAAAACUAUCAACCGGCUAAACCAUAUAUGACCGUACGGUACUACUGAAGGCCAAAAGCACCUUCAGCACUGCUGCGUGAAUGAGACAUUUGAUUGCUGUGUUGACGCAGCACUAAUUCCGUGAGCUCCAGAGGUUCCAGCAAUGCGCGACGAUGCCAGCAAGAGCACGGCAUGGACCGUCUUGACAAGGCUGAAAAAUGCGCUGACCGAUGCUCAGCAUCAGGUGGAUGAAGCUCGCCGAGCGACUGAGGAGGCCUGCGAGAUGUGCCAGCUUCUCCUCUCACAGACCGAGGCACCUUCGGGUCUGGACGAACCACGGUCCAAUGGCCACCAGGCUCUCCUGCAUGAAGCUCAAGAGAAGAUGACGAAGGAGCUGGGGAGGGCAGAGAACAUCCUGGCCAGGGCCCAAGGCUUGAGGCAGAGGAGCUUUGGCGGAUCUAUCGAUGGAGGUCUACAGCGGGGAGACUGUCCUGCAUCUCAAGUGGAUAAGUGUCCCGAGGCGAAGAAGGGUGCCAAGGACAGAGAAUCGGCGAGGGGCAUCGUUGUCGCGCACCGUGGCCGCCUUGCGUCUGCCAAAGGAUCGGGAAAGAAGACCUCGGAGAGAGCCCGGUCUGUGCCCUCCAUCCGCACCACCUCUCCCGGCGUGCACUGGCUGGCACAGUGCAGGCUCGGGGUGCAGGACCAGCUGCGUCAGAGCUACGGGCGCGUGGAAGCCGCCUGGGAGCAAGCCAGGGAGCUUCCCCCAUGUCCUGGCCGAGAACGUUUCCUCUUGCAGAUGCGGGCACAUGCACAGGUGUCCCCUUGCAGAGGUACGGAAGAGCCUGCUUUCAUCCCAGCUGCGCAGCCCCCCGGCGUUCGAUGCAGUUACUCUACCGUCAGGGAGCUUCAGGAGUACAACCACCUGAUGUCAAGCAUGAGGAGCAUUCUUCUGGACCGAUUCUUGACGGACCUGUGCCUGGAGCAUGUCUUGCCCCUGCUCACAGGAGGCCAGGCUGGACCGGACUUCGCUGCGGUGCUGAGAUGCUUCUUCGGAGUCGUCUGCAAUGGUGGCCGCCAUUUUCCUGCUUUUGUCAAGAUGGAAGAUUGAUGAUGUUGACCGUCUUCCCCGUCCUCCAUGUAUAUACUGAGCCUCUGCACUAAAAAUGUGGAACAAGAUUUUUUUUUAAAUUC